Akanthomyces muscarius is the source of this 267-nucleotide messenger RNA. RefSeq lists its product as uncharacterized. The coding region runs from base 1 to 267 and encodes 88 amino acids. The record is from RefSeq and is a predicted model, not a curated record. NCBI's taxonomy places the organism in Eukaryota, Fungi, Ascomycota, Sordariomycetes, Hypocreales, Cordycipitaceae. The transcript is spliced from 4 exons.
AUGCACAGUGGUUUUGAACGACACCAGUGUAGCUGCACCGCUGGCGGGGAGGCGAGCACUGCGGAAACAUACCGAGUCGUUGAAAUUGCCUCAAUUGCUGUAAUGAAGCCCACUUUCAUUCUACUGAGGAGUGUGAAAGCCUCGCUGGAGUCACAACGUGCCUGUCCACGAGUAACAGACUCCACACUGAAUUUUACAGUACGACGCGCCCAUGAGGCUGUGAAUAGAGAUGCUGUUCUAAGAACUUGGGGGGAGGGGGGUUGUUGA